This is a messenger RNA of Peromyscus californicus insignis, 2846 nucleotides long. RefSeq names its product junction adhesion molecule like (gene Jaml). The coding region runs from base 1232 to 2374 and encodes 380 amino acids. The record is from RefSeq and is a predicted model, not a curated record. NCBI's taxonomy places the organism in Eukaryota, Metazoa, Chordata, Mammalia, Rodentia, Cricetidae. Gene Ontology annotation, biological process: neutrophil extravasation; monocyte extravasation; neutrophil chemotaxis. Gene Ontology annotation, molecular function: cell adhesion molecule binding. Gene Ontology annotation, cellular component: membrane. The transcript is spliced from 11 exons.
GAGAAGCUGUAAACUGAGGAUUUCCUGCCCCCUACACCAUGCCGGCGCUGGAGCUGUAUAGAGAUUCAUAGGUGCCCUCUCAGCCUCUUGGAGCUGAGAAUCUUGGGGAGUGAGACCAGGAACAAGGAUUUAAUCAGAUGAGGACCGUAGCAGAUAGAUGAUGACUGCUUGUGACAAAUGCCCUGAAAGAAGAUACAGAGCACCGUGAAGGGGCUGCUGGGUGGUCUGGCCUACGAUAGGUGGCUGAGGAGAAGUUUCCCUGAGGAAAUGACAUUUAAGUUGACAUCUGAAAAAUGGAUCAACAGGAGUGAAGGGCAUGUGCAAUGUAUUUGAAAGUAUGUGCAAUGAAGUUCGGAAGAACAACCAGUGUGUGUGUGUGUGUGUGUGUGUGUGUGUGUGUGUGUCUGUGUGUGUGUGUCUGUGUGUGUAGGGGGAUUAAUCUUGUUUCUCCAAAUAAAACCCAGGGAGUAAACACACUUAAACAUCAGCUACUUUGACAGAUGUGGAGAAACACCUCAACGUGAUGAUACAGGCUGGGGCUGAAAGAUCCAGAAUGCCUGUCAGACUGUGCCAAUGUGCUAUGUGUUCUUAGGCAAAACAUACCACUGGCCUGUGCCUCAGUUUCCCCAUCUGCAAAGAGUCUCAUGGUUGUGGUGAAGAUUGAGUGAGUUAGUAUGUAAAUGGCCCAGACAAUCCCUGGCAUUACAGCUUUCUCUGUUUAUUGCAUAUCAAUUCUUAAUUUUUAGUGUAGUUGCCUAUCAACUAGAAAAAAGAAAAAAAAAAGUCUGAGCCUAUAGUGUUAAAGUUGAGUUCCUAUAGUGUUAAAGUUGAGCCUGGAAAAUAACUUAAAAAAAAAAUUCAAAUUCAAUGCUCUUUCUGCUAAAAGUAUUGUUUUUUUUUCCUCUCCAAUUCACACAGAACUCCAUCAGUGUAUUUGAGUAUUUAAGGCUGAAAAUGGGUAUUUUUUUUUAAUCCAUCACAAUAUACAUUUCCUAGAAUUGGUUUGAAGGAGGCUGGGUGUGGCUCUGUGCGAGUAAGUCAGUCUUUUUCAAGUUGCUGGUUUCCUCAUAGAAUAGUGUCAAGGGGAUGCAGGAAGCCUCGAAGCUGAUUUCAAGGUAUAGCUAAGGUGUAGUGAGUCGAGGAAGACCCAGGGAAGGAAUCUCCUUGAGCAGUUUCCAUUUUCCAAGUGGAUUUUGUUGAUUGGAAUACAGAUUGAAAACUUGAAAGCAGUAUGCUUUGCCUCCUGAAACUGAUUGUGAUUCCAGCGAUUCUGGGUGAUUCUUGGGGCCUGGCUGACAUGACUGUCUCCGAUGAGCUGAGAGUGCAUGUGGGUGAUUCAGCUUUCAUGGGAUGUGUUGUCCAGAGCACAGAAGAGAAACAUGUGGUCAAAGUAGACUGGAUACUCUCAAACGGGAAAUAUGCUGAGAAUGAAUACGUGCUAUACUAUUACUCCAACCUUAGCGUGCCUACGGGACGCUUCCAGAACCGUUCACAUUUGGUGGGGGACAUCUUACGAAAUGACGGUUCUCUCCUGCUCCAAAAUGUGCAAGAGGCUGACCAGGGGACCUACACUUGUGAAAUCCGCCGCAAAAGUGAGAGCGUGGUGUUUAAAAAGUCCGUGGGACUGCGGGUGCUGCCAGAGGAGCCUAAAGAGCUCACAGUCCAUGUAGGCGAUUCAACUCCGAUGGGAUGUUUUUUCCAGAGCACAAAAGAGAAACAUGUGACCAAGGUGGACUGGAUGUUUUCUUCUGGAAAGCAUGCCAAGGAGGAGGUUGUCUGGCGCUAUGACUUCGACAGCUAUGACUUCAAGGAGCGUAGUGGGUACUUCCAGAACCAGGGCCGCUUCCGAAACCGGGUAAACCUGGUGGGUGACAUCUCCCGAAAUGACGGCUCUAUCAUGCUGCAGACAGUGAAGGAGUCCGACCAAGGAGUCUACACCUGCCGCAUCUACCUGGGCAAUCUGGAGUCCAGGAAAACCAUUGAGCUGCGUGUGAUCCAGGAGAGAUCUCAAAUGUCAAUUUCAACAACUCCUCGACCCAAGACUAAUCAGCCAGCGAUCCUGGAUGGGAAUCAGCUGGUGAUAAUUGUGGGGAUUCUCUGUGCUACCUUCUUGCUGCUCCCUGUUUUGAUACUGAUUGUGAAGAAAACCCAGUGGAAUAAGAGUUCAGUGAAUUCUACACCUUCCUUGAAGAGCCUGGAGAGCAAAGAGAAAGCUAAUCCAGAGAAACAUGUCUACUCCUCAAUAACUACGUGGGAGGCGAUGGAUGAAGGACCAAGUGGACAAUCAGAGGCCACCUACAUGACCAUGCACCCAGUUUGGCCCUCUUCCCCCAAAGCACCCUGUUUGGCCUUCUCUCCAGUCAGAUCCAAAUAAUCCGGUUGGGAAAAAAAAAAAAGUCAGCUUUGGGAAUUCCUCAAAACAGCAAGCUUUCUGAGAAGAAAAGAGAGGUACUUCAUCUCGGCAGCGGCAAAGACUGUGUUUUUGGUGGCCCGUGAGCCACUGUACUGGCUAUUUUAGACUUCUGCUUUCUCCCUGGUCUCGACCUCCAUCAGAGGCCCGAAGAUGGAGGGUUUGGAGUCUGGCAGGAAGACCGAACUGCUCCCGACAAACAGGCACUGAUGAGAGGAGGGAGACCAUAGGCUUCUCCCAGAAGUGGUGUGCUGGCUGGUGGGGCUGGGAAGCUGGCUGGUCUACCCGUGGUCUCAAGCAGUCCCUUGGACCGGAUGUUUAAUGUGAACAGUGUCUUUUGUGAGUGAGCUACGAAGAGGCUCACAGAGAUCCCAACCAGCAAAAACAAUUCUUUUGACGAAUUAUCCCCAAAUAAAUGUGGUUUGUGGGAACCAUC